This is a messenger RNA of Acanthochromis polyacanthus (spiny chromis), 2598 nucleotides long. It is a transcript of the gene usf1, whose product is annotated as upstream transcription factor 1. NCBI's taxonomy places the organism in Eukaryota, Metazoa, Chordata, Actinopteri, Pomacentridae. Bases 131 to 1030 code for a protein of 299 amino acids. Gene Ontology annotation, molecular function: protein dimerization activity; DNA-binding transcription factor activity, RNA polymerase II-specific; RNA polymerase II cis-regulatory region sequence-specific DNA binding. Gene Ontology annotation, biological process: regulation of transcription by RNA polymerase II. The record is from RefSeq and is a predicted model, not a curated record. The transcript is spliced from 11 exons.
GAUUUCCUGUGGCGCAUGCGCAUAGCGGACAGUGAAACUGGUGUGUUGACAAAUAUCGGGGGAGGAGCACUGCGGCUCUGGCUGUGGGAGCGAGUGAAGGCGGUCUCCUCGUCCAACACCUCCGCUAGAAAUGAAGAGCCAACAGAAAAGCCCCGAACCAGACGGGAGUGUUACUGUCAACGAGGAAGGGUCUGUAGCUACAGCCGAGGAUCCAGCAGCCAUUGCUACCAUUCAGUCUGCUGCCACCUUCGCUGACCAGCCCAUCAAAUAUCUCUUCAAGACAGAAGGAGCAGGAGGGCAGGUGACCUACAGAGUGAUCCAGGUGUCAGAUGGCCAGUUGGAGGGUCAGACAGACGGAGCUGCAGCGGUCAGCCUGGUCGCUGGUUUCCCUGCCACCACUCAGGCUGUCACACAGGCAGUCUUUUCCCAGUCAGAGGGGUUGGAGGGAGAUGGCAGCACUGAGACACAGUACACCUACUACCCUGCCACCAUAGCAGACGCCACCACCGGCACCAUGGUGACCACAGUGCAGGCGUCUGACACACUGCUGGGUCAGACCACACCCACAGGUCAGCUUUAUGUUAUGAUGUCACCCCAGGAGGUUUUGACGGGAUCUAAUCAACGGACAAUCGCACCUCGCACUCAGCCAUAUAUCGCAAAGCAGGAGGCUCCUCGGGCCUCGAGAGAUGAGAAACGACGAGCGCAGCACAACGAAGUUGAGCGCAGGCGCAGGGACAAGAUCAACAACUGGAUUGUGCAGCUUUCAAAGACCAUCCCGGACUGUAACGUUGACUACACCAAGACGGGACAGAGUAAAGGGGGGAUCUUGUCCAAAGCCUGCGAUUACAUCAAGGAACUUCGACAGAGCAAUCUGAAGCUGGGGGAAGAUAUCAGUGUUCUGGAUCGUCUCAGGAUUGACAACCAGCUGCUCAGACAGGAGGUGGAAGACUGGAAGUCCAAGAAUCAGAUCCUGAGAAAUCUUUUGCGACAGCAUGGCAUUGUGGGAUCAUCCAGCUCAGACCCCCAGUAGAAGCCUGUUGCCAGUGGGUAUUUGAAGGCAACCACACAUGGGCCAAAAGAGUACUUGAAAUGCAUUUAGAUACUUUAUAUGUGAUCGAGCGUGCAUGGCAUAGGGGAAAAUAACUGAAUAUUGUCAUUAAUAUUGAAAUCCAACUUCUUUGCUAAAUGACACUCUUAAAAGAUGCUUUUGAAGCUUUUUACAACAUUGCAAACUUUUACUCUGUAUUUACAGUACAAUCAUGAUAACGUAGAGAGGAAAAAAAUCUGCUUCACAAGUCACACUGGUUCAGCAAAGCCCUCAUUGAAUGCCUCCCUCAGCAAACAUUCUGAUUGUUAGUAAGCCUCCAGUAGAGUAAGCUCGAAAACAUGACCAGCUUCUCAUGUUCCCUUCUUUUCCUAACCUGAGGUGUGUCCUACGAAGCAAGAUUAAUGACCAGAGUUUUCAGUAUCAUGAAGAUGGCUGUCCUUGAACCUGCUAAAUUACCGUGGUAACUGGUGCUGCACAGGUAGACAUUCUGCUCAGUGUUGGAUUACUGCGGGCUGUAGAUCCCAUUCAGUUGGUGCGGAUGCAGAAAUUUUUUAAAUUUUUGAUCCUAAUUUGCUGCCCAAUCUGCAGCUAAUAGAUGAGAAAAUGAAUGCAUUUAUUGGUAUUUAUACAUCCAUUCUCUAUACACCGCUUUAUCCUCACUAGGGUUGCUGCAAGGUGAAAGUGCUAACCACUACUCCACUGUGCAGCCCUUAUUGGUUUUUAUCACAAAGAAAAUUCUAUCAGAAACAUUGAUUUCACUUUUAUUUGACAAAAAACUGAAGUCACGAUGAGACCUAAAUGUACUUGUUGAGUAUCAUGUUUAAAUGAAUGAAGGUUGAAGUGUCAGCUGUCAUGUUCGAAAUAAAUGACAGCAUUGAUCGGUAGAAUAAAUAUAUCAGCUUAGCUUACACCAUUACCUGAUUUUUACCCACAUUCCUCUCUUUUUGCAUAACAGUGCUUUUUGUCGUGGUACAUUUUUCUAUUCCUUAGUUCUGGAUUAUAACAGUCUGUUCUUUGUGACUCCAUUUUGUGUUGGAGGAGAGUCCGUUUUAUGGGUGCUUGUACAGACCUUGAAGAAAGCCUGGGUCAGCAAAGAAAGUUGAAAACCACCAUCAUGAUACCAUUAGCUCUCUGUUUGGGUCCUGUCGAGCCGGCUUACACAAAGAAAUCCUGGUUAGAUCAAACUUGCUUUGUAGCACACCUCUCUGCAGUCCUGCGCAUUUCUGUAUCAAAAGCACUCUCAUUAAUGUCUCCAAGCAUGUAUUCUUUCAUUGACGUCUUCUAUCAAUAUUACUUUGACCAGUUGAUACCAAGCUUGUCAUUGAGUUCAUAGUCCAACACAUUUUGCUUUGUAUUUUUCUAUGUUUCAUGAAGCCUCAUUGGGGACAAUAAUUGCAUUGCAACAAUGUAACUAAGUAAGUAAACAGGAGUUGGUAAGCAUCGCAUUGUAGGUAGGCUAUGUAUGUCUUUAUAAUAAAAAAUAUCAAAUAAUAUACUAUGUCAUCAGCCACUUUCAACUGUGUUUUAUUAAACUCGAUGAAUUGGUUAAA